Messenger RNA from Octopus bimaculoides (California two-spot octopus), 2274 nucleotides. Its product is annotated as regucalcin. Gene Ontology annotation, molecular function: gluconolactonase activity; enzyme regulator activity; calcium ion binding. The record is from RefSeq and is a predicted model, not a curated record. Gene Ontology annotation, biological process: L-ascorbic acid biosynthetic process. Lineage: Eukaryota; Metazoa; Mollusca; Cephalopoda; Octopoda; Octopodidae.
GUUUGGCAUAAAUUGGCCUCAAACUCUGCCAUGCAUGCACACUAAGUUUUAACAUUCAAGCUCACUUCCUGCUGUUUGCAGUAGUGCUUGGAACAUAUGCAGCAUGUAAUCAUUGCAUUGACUAUGACAGAAAAAGUUGAGCAGAGAAUCUGCAUCAAAUUUUAUCAAAAGCUUGGAGAUACCUGCUUAGAGGCCUAAGCAAAGUUUUCAAAGAGUUUUCAUCGUUCUUAACACAAUCAAGAAGAUCUUGUGCAAGUGAAACCCAAGUGUCCUUUUGGUCAGCUGAAAGCAGUUCUGGCACAAACUUGGCAGACACGCGUCUCAUACCCAAAUCUUCAGCGAUAAUGGACUGAACUGAACCGUAACUAAUCUGCACAUCCUCUGAUAACUCACAGACGGUGAUUCAAUGAUUUCCCCUCGCAGCUGCACUGCAAUGCCUGUGGCCAACGAGAGAAAAUAUAUAAAAAUAUAGAACCUUCAAAAACAAAUGAAGGUGUGCAAUGCACCUUGACUAAUUAUCUGUUACAAUAUCCUCAGGUUGAGCAAGUGAUAUUUGGCUGAGGGACAAUAUUGCGUGCGAACCUGUUUGAUUAUUGUGCCUUUUAGUGUUAAUUUGUUGCCUCUCCCCAGGGACAUUUAGUGGAAUCCCUUAGUUGCAAGUAUUCGGGUUUAGUCUCUAGUCAAAGAAGAGUUAACUGCUUCUCCAUCCAUGACCACCACCUCAAGGUCUGGAAAUCCUGAAAAUAGUCACGAAUGUUGCCCUUUCUCCUCUGAUAAGGCUUUUAAAAAUCUUUAAAACAAAAGUGUGAUUGGAGAAAGAUUUUGCUGUUAUUUUUAGCAGAUCCUCUCAUUGUCUUGUGUUGUGUAUGUUUCAUUUCUUAUAUUUGUCCAUUUGUCUCCCUUCUUUACUCUUACUUUCUCUCUCACUCAUUCUCUCUUUAUUGUUCCUCCCCAUCACACUAAUACUCUAACUCAGUCCACCACCCCCCUCUCUCUCUCUCUAUUUUUCUUCAAAGACAUCAGUAGGCCUUCUUGCCUCUUUUAUCAACAACUUUUGGUGGUUUCCUGUAUCAGAAUUUAAUAAAAGCUGACAGUUCACCAGAAGGAACAGAUUUGUUUGCUGUGAGAGAGACGGGUCUGGCACCCUGUGCACCAUCCUGGACUUCAAUAACUCUACAAAAACAUAGACUACAACAAAGGCUUACUAAAUCACCACAAGAAACAGAUGUCUGUGUCUGUUGCCUUGAAGAAUGUCUGCCAGAAAUCUGGGGAAGGACCACAUUGGGAGGAAAGCACCAAAUCCUUGCUGUUUGUUGAUGUAGAAACUGGACAUUUACAUAAAUGGAAUUCUGUUGACUACACACACACCAAGUUUAAAGCUGAUGGAUACGUAAGCUUCAUUAUUCCUCGAGAGUCUGGUGGUUACAUCGUUGCCUGUUUUGCCCAACUUGCUGAUUUUGACUGGGAGACUCAAGAAUUAAAACCUUUCAUCAAAAUAGAAUCCGAUAAACCAGAAAAUGUAUUCAACGACGGUAAAUGUGACAGUUAUGGUCGACUGUGGACAGGUACCAUGAAGACAAUCAAGGACAAACUUGAAAUAACUGAAGCUGGACAUCUUUAUCGAAUUGAUAAAGAUCUCUCGGUCAAUGCCAUCAAAGACAAGAUCAAUAUAUCUAAUGGUAUGACAUGGACAGCAGAUGAUAAAACCAUGUUCUACACCCAUACGCUUCCUAGAAAAGUAUUUUCUUAUGACUAUGAUGUUUCUACCGGAGAAAUCUCCAGAGAACAAGUGGUUAUUGAUUUUGAAGGCCAAGAACUCCACGAAUAUGGGGUGCCAGAUGGAAUGACAAUUGAUUUAAAUGAUAAGAUAUGGUUGGCUUGCUUCUCUAGUGGCAAAGUAUUCCAGAUUGAUCCAGAAACAGGCAACAACAAAAACAGUCAGAUGAAAUGAAAAAAUAAAAUACAAUAAAACCAAUGCAAGCUGAUACAGCAGCAAAACAAUGUGUGGACAUGUUUAACAUAGAGAUAAGACAAUAUGAUAACAUACAAAAGAAAAAAAAAAUUAGUUGAAUAAAUUAAAACCAUUAAGAAGAAAAAUAGAAAUGGAAAAAUUUCUGGGAAUUUAAUCAAAAACUGAAGAGGCCCAGUGUUUAAAGGUUUUGUAAUUAGUAUGACUUACUUGAAAUACAAUUCCAGGCUGCAGGUCAGAAUUCUUGCAAAAGAAAAAUUCAAAAAUAAGAUAUCUUUUUAAUUCUUCGUUUCAAUUUUAAAAAC